AAGGCGUCAUGUGCUGCGAUCACAUGACUGUGAGCUGUCGUGUGGCGUUUACAGACAGCGGAGAUCCUCGGCUCGCAGGCUUUCGGGAAUAAAACUGUCAUUUGAACCAGUUUUAUUCUUCUUUCUCCCGGACCUGGCUCGUCUCGUUCUCCUCCGGCAUGGCUUGGACCGGGUACCAAAAGUUUCUUGCGGUUCUUAUGGUUGUCACGGGCUCAGUCAACACGCUGUCGGCAAAGUGGGCUGACUUGAUCAAAGCAAAGGGUUGCCGUGGUGACGAUGUAAGAGAAUUUUCUCACCCGUUUGUACAGGCGGUUGGGAUGUUUCUUGGCGAGUUCAGCUGUCUUGCCGUCUUCUACAUUCUGCUUCACCACGACAAACACAGGCCGGAGCCAAAGAUGAACACCGGCCAGCGUUUCAACCCCCUCCUGUUCUUACCUCCUGCUUUAUGUGACAUGACCGGUACCUCCAUCAUGUAUGUUGCGCUGAAUAUGACAAGUGCCUCCAGCUUCCAGAUGCUACGCGGCGCCGUCAUCAUCUUCACCGGUUUGCUUUCCGUGACUUUCCUGGGCCGGCGCCUGCACAUCAGCCAGUGGGCCGGCAUCUCCAUCACCAUCUUGGGUCUGGUGAUAGUCGGCCUGGCUGACUUUGUCAGCGGGAGCGGAGACCAGACACACAGACUCAGUGAAGUCAUUACAGGAGACCUUCUGAUCAUCAUGGCUCAGAUUAUCGUUUCUGUGCAGAUGGUUCUAGAGGAAAAGUUUGUUUACAAGCAUGAUGUCCAUCCUCUUCGGGCUGUCGGAACUGAAGGGUUCUUUGGAUUUUUCAUCCUUUCGUUGCUGCUCAUCCCCAUGUAUUUCAUCCCUGUGGGCGGCUUCGGCAACAACCCUCGUCAGGUCCUAGAGGAUGCGCUGCAUGCUUUCUGCCAAAUCGGGCACAAACCUAUCAUCCUGGUCGCUCUCCUGGGCAACACAGUCAGCAUCGCCUUUUUCAACUUCGCCGGGAUCAGCGUGACCAAAGAGAUGAGCGCCACCACUCGCAUGGUGCUGGACAGCCUGCGUACCGUCAUCAUCUGGGUGGUGAGCUUGGCGCUGGGUUGGGAGACGUUCCACGGCCUGCAGGUGCUCGGCUUCCUGGUGCUGUUCAUGGGCACAGCACUCUACAAUGGACUGCACCGCCCCCUGGUGGCAGCGAUACGUCAGCGUGCAGGGAUGCCCAGCGUAGAGGAGGAAAGACCCUCAGAAGAGACGGAGAGACUACUCAGUCCGAAUAAUGUUCAGGAAGGUGACAGUAGUUAAGAGUCGACAUCUCCGUAUCUUUGAAUCGUCACAAAAUUCUGUUUUAAACUUUUGUUCUUACGAUUUUAUCGGACAUACCUCCUUCAUGUGAUGUUGCCACAAGAAUGUACAAGCGACACGGGUAUAAAAGGUGGUGAGAAUUUGUUACUUUUUAAAGACACCGUUUUAGACAUGGACAGUUUUGUUGAGUAUGAAGCAAAACAAAAAUUAUUUCUUUUUUUAAAUGCCUGUAUCUACAGAUGAAUUCUGGCUCUUAUGUUUAUUUUAAAAAAGGCUGGAAGAGAUGAAACAAUAGCACAUUUAUGUUUUACUCAGUACUAAAUAAGAAGGUAAGUUAAAUAAUGUGUUAUUUUAUGCAUAUCUCAUGCACAAGUUUGUGAAAACUGACGUAUGUUAAAAAAAAUUGUCAGUCAUUGUGAAGGCAGAUUAUCUGUAAUAGAUGGGUUAUUAUCGUGGGGUUUUUCUUUUAAGAUUUUAAUUCACUCUCUGUAAUAUGCUGUGUGUUUGAUUAUCUCUGAUUUUUUUUUAUUGUCCACUUUCAUAAGCCACUGUGUUGUCAAUAUGAAAUGUGCACUUAAUUAUAAUACAUACAAAGGCCCCACUGAGACGGUUACUGUUUCAUUACUUCCUGUGUAAUCAAACUGCAAAGCCAC
Molecule: messenger RNA, 1948 nt
Organism: Thalassophryne amazonica
Lineage: Eukaryota; Metazoa; Chordata; Actinopteri; Batrachoidiformes; Batrachoididae
Gene: slc35f6
Product: solute carrier family 35 member F6
Exons: 6
Coding region: 159-1295 (378 amino acids)
Biological process (GO): transmembrane transport
Cellular component (GO): membrane; intracellular membrane-bounded organelle
Molecular function (GO): transmembrane transporter activity
Source: RefSeq, a predicted model, not a curated record